UCUCGCUAAAACUCGAGAACGGCUGGACCGAUUUGGCUAAUUUUGGUCUUGAAUUCUUUGUGGAAGUCCAGAGAGGGUUUAAAAGCAUUAGCCGUUUUAUGUAGACAAUAGAAAGUCAAAUAGUUGGUACACACGAUACAGUAUACAAAAACAAAUACAUACAACCAAAACAUUUCGAUGAGUUUCGAAGAAUAAUAAAUAAUGAUAUUAAUAUAAUAUGUAUAUAAAAUAUUGUUUUUUCAUUUAUCGUGUCUUGUGUGCUUGAGCCGAAUUGAUAAUAGGAUUUCGACCCGAAGUUAUUAUUGUGUACGUUGAAACAAAAUAAUUAGUUGUCACACGGAUAGACGCGAAGUGUCCCGCCUCAAGAACGCGAUCACAUAUUAAAAUGCUUCAAUUCGUCCUCCUACUUGUGGUCGCAGCUGCGGCAUCCAAGAACUGCUCCUUCUAUUUCGAUGGUCAUCCUUACUCAAGAACAGCCAUAUUAUCCAUUAAAGGCCUACCAACAAAUUUGGUCUACAACCCUGCCAAUCAAGAUCUCCUAUUCACUCUAAUAGACCUGGAAACACUUCAAGACGACAACAUCCAGACAAAAAUGGACCAGUAUAUACUUCGAGAGGGGAAUACGAUCAAAAUCGAUAACGUUAGAGGUCAAGCUUCAGCGGUGGAUAUGAAACGAAACAAAGUGUACAUAGCCAGCGAUGACGGACUAAACGAACUAAACAGUACCGACAAAGCUAAUUUCGUUGGUCUUAAAGAUGACGAUAUCGUCCAGCUAUACAAGCCGCGACACGGAGAUGAAUUGUACGCUGUUUUGUUUCCAGAAAACGCUGUUUACAUAAUCGACAUAGAAAAAAACGAAAAGAGGAAAGUCGAAUACAUUCCCUGCGCUUUCUAUUUGGGCGUAGAUGACAAAGAUAAUAUAUUUUACGAAUGUGAUUCCAAAUAUGUUAAAGUUUUGCUCAAAGGCUUUCAAGAGCCCAUUGAAUUUGUUGGUAUCGCUAAGAAUUCCGGAAAAGCUAUAGCUGUAGAUGGAAUUGGGAGAGUGAUAUUGGCUGCGACCGACGGUUUGUACCAUCUGCGACCAGACAACGUGAUCCCGAACAAACUGAUGGAAUUGGAUUUCUAUCCAUCUGGUAUAGCGUUUAAUGAGGAAGACAAUAGAAUUUAUUUAUCGACGAAUGAUGUAAUUUAUAGAUAUAAUCCAUGUUUUCCUUUUAUUUUGUGAUUGUUAAUGUAUUCUGAUGGUGUUUUAGUAAUAUUACUAUCGAUACUGUCUCGAUCCGUUUUUUUCUCUAUACAAUUUGCUGUGUUAAUAAUGUCCACAAUAAUAAAUCUACAUUAUACGUAUUUCGGGCGUUAUUUGGUUGUAUGUACGUUAUUUAGGCCUAUAAAGUACAUAUGGCGUAAAAAAAUAUUUAAAAGCCCAGGAUAAUGAAUCAUUUCUUAUGAUUUAAAGGCAUUCUGUGCGUUAGCACGACGAAUUUAUAUAUAAAAUUUUCAAAUUU
Molecule: messenger RNA, 1505 nt
Organism: Bombyx mori (domestic silkworm)
Lineage: Eukaryota; Metazoa; Arthropoda; Insecta; Lepidoptera; Bombycidae
Exons: 3
Coding region: 386-1225 (279 amino acids)
Source: RefSeq, a predicted model, not a curated record